GCUCAGUUCGUGGGCGCCUGCGCGCAUGUGCAGUCAGAGAUUCAGAUACUCUAUUCAGAUACUCAGAUACUUCGAUACUUCGACACUUAGUUGCUCAGCGAUCGUUGUUUUUCGUCGGCGGUUGGGACUCGAGAUCCAGUCGGUGAUAUUAAAUACAAUAUAUACACAUAUAUUCGGUGUACAGCACAGCAUCCCAGCCUUCUUUCGGUGAUUGCAAUAAAAGUGAAAUUUAGUGCCAAAAAAGUUGCCAAAAUCACAAUCAGAUUUUUUGUUUCGUUUUUGUUCGAGUGACGAGUGUGUUGCCAGUAAAAAGAAAUUCAAAGGAAUUGCAGGUCAGGUAGCCGGCAGUCUUAAGCCAGAUACCUACUCACCGGAAUAUCCAGAUCAAUCAAUCAGCGGAUCAGGGAGGAUCGACCUUCAGCGAGGCGAAGUUCUUCUUCAGAAAUGGCUCUCCAUUUGGGUCUUGGUCUUGUCACCCUGAUUUUGGCGUCUUGGCUGGCCUUGUCCGCGGCGCAAUCCCAGGAGAGGAUUGGUAGAUCGGCGUUGCCGGCCCAACCGGCGGAUCAUCUGGUGCCGCCACCACUGCCCAUUCCCCAGAGAUUAACGCACGCUGGAGCGGGAUCUCCUUCGGCGGUGGCACCUUCCGUUGCUCCAGUGGCUCCAGUUGCCACUCCCGAGGCCACUGGCUUCAUGACCCGUGUGGCCAGAUGGUUUGGCCUGGGUGGCGGCGGAUCAUCGCCCAAGGAUCAGCAACUGGGGGCCAGCAACUCGCUGAGCUAUGCCUAUCCCAAGCCAGCUGCAGGUGGCUUCGAUGCGGGCGGCAAGCCCUGCAGCCUGUGCAACAAGUAUCCCUGGGUGCCCAUGGUGGGUCAGCAGCAGCAGUUGCAUCCGCAGCAGCUCAACAGCCAGCUGCAAGUGCAGCAGCAGCAACUGCAGCAUCUGCCGCAGCAGCAGCAGCAGCAACAUCACCCGCAGCAACAACAACAACAACUGCUGCAGCAUCCCCAGCAGCAACAUGCAACAUGGCAGCAGCAACAACCGCUGGCCCAGGCCUCGCAGCAACGUCAGCGGGCGGUGCAAUUCCUUCAAGGCUCCGGACAGAGUGUCUUCCUGCCCUUGGUGGUGCCACUGCCCCCACUGUACAAUGCCCAGCCCUUCCGGCCGGUGCCAUCGCCUCAUCCGCAUCCUCAUCCCCAUCCUUAUCCCCAUCCUCAUCCUCAUCCGCCCAAGGAGAAUGCGGUGGCCCAGUCGGAGGUGAGACCAGUGCCAGUUUCCCCACCACUACUGGCAACUCCUGCCCCUCCAGGCCCCAGCACCUCCAGUUUCGAGAUCGUGCAGAGCCACCAGGUGACGGACUUCGUGACCUCCGUGGAGUACCCGGCCACCUUCGUGCAGUCGCAUGCCAUCGAUCUGGGUGGUCAGCAGGUCAAUGCCGAGCGGGAAGCGCAGCCGGACAUCAGUACAGUGCGCUACCAGCUGGAGGAUCUGAGCAGUGGCCAGCUGCAUCAGCAUUUGCCCGCCUCGCAGCUGCUCACGGAGAUUGGGCAGUUUGCGGAGACCACCACACAGCCACCGGCGGCGGAUAACUACCCAGCGGCCUCCUCCCAACAGCAAUUGCAGCAGGAGCAGGAACAGGAACAGGAGCAGGAGCAAUCCUUCUACUAUGCCGAGCAAUUCCAGGAGGAGACGAGCACCCUAACGUACAGCACCACUACGGAUUUACCCAUUACGACGACAAUUGCGCCACCAGCGUCACCUGUCAUUGAGCUGAACAACCAUUUGGCUGCAGUGCAGCAUCACCGCCAGGGCAUCGGAAGGGGCAGGGAAACGCCCAAGCGUCUGCUGGAUUCACCCAUUAACCACGCCCCCUUGACAGGAGCAGGAGCAGGAGGAGGAGUGGGGGGUGGGCGACCCUUCACCCGCGAUCCCGCCGAUCUCGGCUUCCGUCUCAGCCAGAUGUACACGCCCACACAGCCACCGACGCCCACCUCCACAUACGGCGCCAUCGAUGCCAGUGGACAGUUUGCCGGCAUGGCACCGCCAAGUCCGCAGCAGGUGAUCAUACCCUAUACCACCAAGCAGCGACCACGCCCCUUCGAGAGCUGGACGCCCUCAAGGCAGCUGAACCACCAACAGCCGCAACCAAAUCCCCAGCAGAACCAGAAUCACUAUCACAAUCGAAAUCAGAAUCCUCACCAUGGCAACGACCUGGAGGAGGAGCCACACGAGCAGCAGGAGUCGAAACUAGCCACAGCCACCGUGACGGCACCACCACUGCCACCCAACUCGCGACGCACCACCAAAUACCUGACCAAGAUUCUGGCCUCCAACCUGAGGGAGCUGCUCAAGCGGGAGCGGGAGACGAAGCGUUUGCUGCCCGGCCAGGGAUUGGGCGUGGACAUCUCACGGCUGCAGCACAACAUCGAUGGAUGGACGGAGCAGGAGUACAACUCCCUGUCCCAUCGGCCCAGCACGCCCACCAUUCGGGGCAGAUCCAAGCACAUACCCUCCGAGUAUCUGACCACCACCACCACGACGACCACCACACCAUCGCCCACUGCAUUGAGAGACCACCACCAACAACAACACCACCACCAACACCACCACAGUUUUCAGCGCCAGUCGAAGACCACGCGGGGCGAGGGCUUCGAGCUGGGUGCCGCGCCACCCACCGAUGCCGGCGAUCUGUCCACCUCCAUCAACAAUCUGGAGCAACUGCAUCUGCUGGGCGAGCGCGGCGCGAAGGGCUUCCAGCCCAUCGAGGACAAUCGUCUGCACUUCGACUACUACGAUGCCCAGCAGCGGCCGAGAUCCACCGCGGCCAUGACCAGCAGUAGCACCAGCACUACCACUAGCACCACCACCCCGCCACCCAGCACAACGACAGCGGUGGCUCCGCUCUAUGUGCGCAGCACGCCGGCGCCCAAGGAGCUGUGGAAACAGGCCCAGGUGGCCAUCCUGCCGCAGACCAACGAGAAGGUCUAUGUGGUCACGCCACAGCCGCGCCACCAGGAGCACCACCCAGUGGAGCAGGAGCAGGAGCAGGAGCAGGAGCAUCGGGUUCGGGACCGGGAUCGCCACGAGGCCUCCGCCUCUGCUCCGAGACCCGUUUACCAGACGCCAGCGCCGCGGUUUCCACGGAUGCGGCCCACUCCAGCAGGUGAAGUAAAGUCGGCCACGCCCACCAGUUCGUCACAGCUGAGAAACUAUACGCCGGACAUUUUUGGACUGAUGGGACUGUCCGCUUUUGUGCCGGCGGAACCCGUGGAGAUAAUCGAUGGAAAUUCCAAAGUCAACACGAUAGUGACGGCAGCCCCGACGGCGGCUGCACUGCAACGACCCACAGCGAAACCCACGAUGUCGCCCUCGCCCAGAUAGAGGUCAAGGCCGAGGUCAAGGGAAAAGGUCAACCCUCAUCCCCCCUACCUGUUGUAAUAUAUUUACCCCCCCCUCCCGGCCGCCCCUUCAGCCACCCGAGGAUGCAACCUAGUUUAUAGGGCCAAGUCUUUGGAAGAUCCGAUCCCGAAUCACAGUUAGAGUAUUUUCGCAUUUGGUAGCUUUAAUGAGAGACGAAUAGCAGAGGACCAUGAUGAGUAACCAUGAGGACAGAGAACCAAAGGAAGAGUGGAUGGAGCUACCCCUAGAUUAUAUCCUCGAAAACAUUCGCAUUUUUUAUUUUUUUUUUUUUAGCAAUCUCUGAUAUUUUCGCGGGUUUCCCUUCGCUAGCUGUAUGUAGUUCUAUGUAUAAAUAUCUAUUAUAUCUAUUUCAAUCUAUACGGAAAGUUGGUUGUCAGGCGAUUGACAACGCUGCAAUCGAUGUGCAACCCAAAAAUAGCAAAAAUGAAUUGAACGAAUAAAAUAAAAUAAAUCAAAGUCAUUUUAAUGUACCUACUCUAAUUUGUAAGUAUAAUUGAAUAAAAAUAAAAUAUCAUCGGACUUUUAUU
Molecule: messenger RNA, 3944 nt
Organism: Drosophila gunungcola (fruit fly)
Lineage: Eukaryota; Metazoa; Arthropoda; Insecta; Diptera; Drosophilidae
Product: histone-lysine N-methyltransferase 2D
Exons: 4
Coding region: 445-3378 (977 amino acids)
Source: RefSeq, a predicted model, not a curated record